This is a messenger RNA of Plenodomus lingam JN3, 177 nucleotides long. Lineage: Eukaryota; Fungi; Ascomycota; Dothideomycetes; Pleosporales; Leptosphaeriaceae. The record is from RefSeq and is a predicted model, not a curated record.
AUGCUGACAGCCCAGUCCGCCCAGCGUGGGCUGGCUGCAAGACGAGACGAGACGAAACGCAACGCAAAGGCAAACGCAGAAGCAGACGCAGACGGUGAUUUUGGCGUGAAAGAGGUUGGAUUCAUUCAUCUGCAGGGGCUGAUUUAUAUCGGUCUCAUUAUUGAAAGGCAGAGGUAG